This is a messenger RNA of Maylandia zebra (zebra mbuna), 3034 nucleotides long. Its product is annotated as putative phosphatase phospho1. The record is from RefSeq and is a predicted model, not a curated record. Lineage: Eukaryota; Metazoa; Chordata; Actinopteri; Cichliformes; Cichlidae. Gene Ontology annotation, molecular function: phosphatase activity.
CCGCUGUGGAGUCUCCUUUAAAAAAUCUUACCGCGUCACUGGGAUGCGGAUCUGGGAGCCGGACACCUAGCCGACCAUCCCCGCUUAUAUAUGCCCUCCACCGAAAGAAAUCACUCACCAAAGAUGACAGCUCCUUUAACGCCUGCCGCACCACAGGAUCAACGCUUUUUGGUGUUGUUUGACUUCGACGAGACCAUCAUUUGCGAAAGCAGCGACGAUGCUUUGGUGCGUACUCUGCCAGACAAAGAGCUCCCUGCUUGGCUGAAAAACAGUUACAGGGAGGGGCAGUAUAAUGAAAAUACGCAGAAGAUUUUGGCCUACAUGGCUGAGCAGGGCGUCUCUAAAGACUCCAUCCAUUCAGCAGUGGAGAAGAUCCCACCAAAUCAAGGCCUCAUGAAUCUCUUCCAGUAUCUGCAGAGCCACCAGCAGGACUUUGAGCUUGUGGUGGUCUCCGAUGCCAACAUGUAUUUUAUUGAAACCUGGCUUAGGCAUGCUGGGGUGCGUGACCUUUUCAGAAAGAUUUUCACAAACCCAUCCAGUUUUAAUGCGGCUGGUCAGCUUGUGCUCCUCUCUUUCCACUCGCACUCAUGCCCCCGUUGUCCUGAUAACAUGUGCAAGCAGGUGAUCCUUCGGGAGUAUUUGGCGGAGCGGCAGAAGGAGCGUGGCGGCGUUCCCUUUCAGAGGGUCUUCUAUAUUGGAGAUGGGGCCAAUGACGCCUGCCCUUGUCUGGCUUUGGGGCCCCGGGACACGGCUUUCCCCAGGAAAGACUUUCCAAUGCACAGGCUGCUAAAGGAGUUUCAGCAGUCUGCCAAGUUCAAAACAAACAUUGAACCUUGGGUCAGUGGCAAAGACAUAGUAGACUGCCUGAAGAAAAUAGUGGAGGAGAAAUGAGAACUGCAUGCCUGUACUUGUGAAAGAAGGUCUGUAAGAGGGAAACAAGUGCAAUAAAGGUGCGCCAACACUAGUCCACUUGGCAGGCAGGUUAUGCAUGAUUUUAGCCGAGCAACAACCAGACCAUCCUACAGAUGUAGGAUUUAUUUUAUUUUUAUUCUUCAACUUUGUGAAAUCUUAAUUGAAAAUGAUCAAAUGUGGUAGUAAGAGGUUCUAAAUAGAAGAUUCCUUUUUGUACCAGGCCAGGUGUUUCCCCUUGUUUCCACUCUCUAUGCUACGAUAAGCUAGCCAGUAAAUGGUUAACUCAUAGUGCUAAUGGUUUUUAAAUAUAAUGUUUGACAAGACACUUAAACUGCUGUAAUUCUAGCCUCAUGCAAAAGGCUAUUUCAUCCCAAUGACUCUGGUAUUAAACAUGUAUGCCGCAUUGUAAAUCGCGUGGUAUUAAAAUUCAGUUAGCUAGCAAUAGCAAGGAUAUUUGAUCAAUAAUAGAUAUGCAGUAUUCAUUAUGCACUUUGUUCUCCUUAUCAAGUCUGAUAAAUGGGAGAGAACAUCGUAACCAAAUUGUCAUGCGUGCUCUGAAGUUGCCGUUUAUGAAGCAACCAUCCCCUUCAGUACACGUGUAGUUUACAUUUUUGAGCAAUGCGAACUCUGAUGGUUUGCUUCUCCUCUUAACUGUAUGAGAUUUCAUUCAUGGGGAGAUUUAAACUUUUUCUCUUUUGUCACGCUUCCUUUAAAAAAACUCCAUCUACGUCCACAUAAGUAGGGCCAGGUGUUAUGAAACUUUCUGGGACAUAUGACCAUGUUGGCCAAGGACAAGGUCAGAAAAGACAAGAGAUAAGAUGACAUACGCCAGUACCUGUGCACUCCCCACCUCCCAUUACUGAUACUUAAUCUGGGCUUGAUUGCACAACAGUAAUUUACACCAGGCAUGCCAUAGACACACAGCUGCCGGUCGGUCUAACGUUAUUCCCUGUCCCUCUGAAACAAUGGAAAAAAGCCAAAUGCACACUACCAAUUUUAGAAGGGUUAAUGUAAUGGAAUCAUACCAUAUUAAAAACUUCUAGUGAUUAUUUUUACUGAUAAGAUGUUUUCAUUUUGGGUCAGGAUAAAGAAGUUCUUCUUUCUAUUUGAAUGCUUUCCCAGUUGAUGAUUUUCAGUAUAUCUGCAUAAAUCAGCAUGUAAAUUCAUUUCUUCCUCACUAAACUUGCAACAGGGGAAAAAUAUAUACUUAGUAUUGUUUGGUAUUGAUUAUGAAGAGUUAAUUAUUGCAUUGAAGGGUAUUCUUUUCUUAAUUUUUUGUUUGAAGCAAUACUUUACAUCUGUUAAGUCUUGAAUCCCUUGUGAGACUGGUUUCAGCUUUAGAAAAGCUAAUAUUGAACUAUGUUAGGUUAAUGCUGUCUGUCUUUACCAAGAUGAAUUUGAUACUCAAGAGUUCUGUUUCCUGGUUGAAUAAAGUCCAUGUUUGUAAAGGGAAAAGUGGGUGCUAAUGAAAAGAAGUAAAACGGUAAAGUAGUGUGUAAAACUGGUGACAUUUUUUUAGCCUUAACAAAUGACAAAUUGUUGUGUAAGUGCUGGAAAUUUACUUUAAGGGGUGUUUUUUUAAUUUCUCAGGGAAGGGAGACUUAAACGAGCAACAUCAUAUAGCAGCAUUUGUUUAUUUUGUACUGUUGAAUUUCAACCAAACAAAUUUUACUUGUGAACUUUUAUAGAUGUCAUGAGUCUGACUCUGAAAUUCACUGAGCUCUAAACCUAAUUCUUAUCCAAUGCUGUGUUACAAAUAUGCUGUGGGUGUUCCUCUGUAUCGUACUGUAAUUGUAGAGAUCAUGGUUUAAGACUGUAAAAACAUUAGUUUACUUUAAAUCUGUGUACCUGUAAAACUAAAAUAGAUUUGGUGCAAUAACUAAAUGCUCUAUACAGAGAGGUUAUACUGGAUGAAAAACUUGACUUGUGAUAUUUUUAUGUGUGUUACUCAACCACAGAUCACUUCAAUAUUGCGAUUUUUAGACAACCAUGCUUAUAUUACAACAAUGGGGGGGAAAGAAAAGGUCUUGUUUUUCGAUUUUGCGGUUUGUUGUAUAUUCAUUACAUCAAAAGUUCUAUUAUGCGUGUAAUGUAUCAUAUUAACAGGAAUAUAAAGCCAUUA